This is a messenger RNA of Solenopsis invicta (red fire ant), 7433 nucleotides long. Its product is annotated as homeobox protein abdominal-B. Gene Ontology annotation, biological process: regulation of transcription by RNA polymerase II. Gene Ontology annotation, cellular component: nucleus. The transcript has 2 exons. The record is from RefSeq and is a predicted model, not a curated record. Lineage: Eukaryota; Metazoa; Arthropoda; Insecta; Hymenoptera; Formicidae. Bases 557 to 2086 code for a protein of 509 amino acids. Gene Ontology annotation, molecular function: RNA polymerase II cis-regulatory region sequence-specific DNA binding; DNA-binding transcription factor activity, RNA polymerase II-specific.
UUACUCCUCGCGCCUCUGCUACCUUCUACACGCGCUUUCUUUAUUUACUCCGUGAAUUCACGGACCAACGCGACCGGCUUGAUCACGAUGAGUGCUCCGUUUCUCGAUCCUCUGUGAACAAUCCUCCGGCGCGUACUCGAUCGUGAGCACGUACUCACUUUCGCUGGAUCCUGGUUCACGAUCUACGCUUACCUUUCGGUUGGAUCGGCGUUUCGCGAACACCAUUGGGGAUAUCGCUAUCUACCACUACUACUUGCUGUCACGAUGACGAUGCGACGACUUCCGUAUUUCGGGUGAACUCUAAUCAAUUUGUGCUCGACGUGGACCGCGCGCAUCUGUGAUCAUCACUCGACUCGCGCACGGCGGUCACGGCCAUCACUUACGCCGAUCAACGCCGGACAUCUCGGCAUAAAUAUUGUUCUAACACCGGCAAUAAACCGUCAUCAUCUGCACCAUCGCCGAUCACGUGGCUUGCUCGACGGCGACGCUGUACGAUAAUGUUCACGCCGCGCCGCUAUGUGGCUCCGGCGUGGGCCACCCUGGCUCGGUCACGUCGAUGGGGACAGCAACCGGAGCGGGGAAUUCCACCGGGGUGACCUGGUGGGCCAUGAUGAACGGUUCCCUCUACGAGGACAGCCCGCCGCCAGUUCCACCAACAGCCUCGACUCUCGUAUCAAUUCAGCAAACCUCGACACCGGGUGCUCAUCAACAAGCGACAACACCGACUUCACCUGGUGCACCGGUGUCAUCGGCAACAGCGACAGCGCCAUCGGCGCCUACAGCGAGCGCCAGUUCAACCUCGCCGAGCGCUUCUUCGGUAGCGAGCAACAGCGCGGCCGGACCACUCCACAUACCCGCCAAGAGAUUAACAGCGACACCGGGAGGCGGUGGUACCACUUACGGGGAAGUAGCCUGUGUGGAGUCGUCAGGCGGGCCAGGUGGUGCGGGCGCGGCAGGUGUGAUACGACACUCUCACUCGGCAGGGUCUCAAGGCGGUUGGAGUUACAGUCCGCAUCAUCCCCAGGACUCCCACUACUCGUCCACGGCGGGCGAAUCGUUGAACCAUCAUCAGACUUACGGGGGUAACAAUCCCCCUACGUACUACAAUCUGGCGGCCGAUCCCACCUCGACCUCCGGUUCUUCCAGGGACAACCGGAAGGCCGGGCUUUUCUGGUCGCCCGCGGCUGCUACCGCUGGAUCGGCCAGUACCGCCGGUUCUACCUCCGAUUACAAGUCUUACAACUCGGCCGGCGCGGCGACUACCACGUCGACCACCGGUGGGUCUACCACCGGUGCCACCGGCGCCGCCGAUCCGGCCGUGUCGUCCUGCCAUCAGAGCUUCUCUCAGAGCUGGUGUAAUUACUCGCCGUACACGACGGCGAGGCAUCACCAUCCGGUCGACACGGCUGGACAUCAUCAUCCCCAUGCGCAGGCGGGGGUACCGUAUCUGGCGCCAUCCGCGGCGGACGAUCGUGGUAGGGUCGCUGCCGCUAUGGUUGCUGCGGAAGGUGCCUUUCCUCAUGAUGGAUAUGGUGGCCUGAGAAACUAUGGAGCGCCCGAACCUGUUACUUCGAGUCCCUAUCCACCUCCAGUGAUGUGGGGUUCCUCCCCAUCUUCCUUGUUUCCCGCAGGUUCGCUUGCGGGUGUAGGUGUCGGGGUUGGUGUAGCCGGGAUGGGCGUCGGGUGCGGCAGCUCCAACCCCUUGGAAUGGACGGGUCAGGUGACGGUGCGGAAGAAACGCAAACCAUACUCCAAGUUCCAAACUCUCGAGCUGGAGAAGGAGUUUCUCUUCAACGCUUACGUGUCGAAGCAGAAGCGAUGGGAGCUUGCGCGCAACCUGAAUCUGACUGAGCGCCAAGUUAAGAUCUGGUUUCAAAACCGUCGGAUGAAGAACAAGAAGAACAGUCAGCGGCAGACCCAGCAGCAAAAUAACAACAAUAACAACAGUAGCAGCGCCAACAACGCGAAUCAUCACGCGGCGACCGGCAGUCAUCACCAUCCGAGCACCGCGCACGCACCACCCUCGAGUCACCACGUGGUCGCGCAAGCGCAUCAUGCGAACGGCUCGACGAAGCAUCAUCAGUGACCCGUGGCCUUCUCUGGGGUCGUCUUCGGGCAUCAUCAUCACAAUCAUACCUCAUCCAGCAGCGGUGGUAGCCACGGGGGUAGCCAUAGCAGCCUGGUAGCAGGUCACAGCCAUAGCCUCCAUGCACCGCAGUCCCAAACGCCGCUGCCGCCGAUUCACGUGUCGUCGUCGUCGUCGGGCACCGUAACGCCCGCCACGGCCGUAGUCCAUCCACACACACAUACACACGCACACUCUGGCAGCCAUCAUCAUCAGCUGGCGCACGUGGCUCAACAGUAUCCCGCUCUCCUACAUCAAACGUCUCACGGCUUGGCCGCCUGAACGCACCGAACGCCCCAGAGAAAACCCGUCGAGAGACGCCUCGAAUAAUCUCAGGCGAUCCCGCUAAACCGUCGAUCAAUAUCCACGUCCACGGGAAUUCGAUGAAAACUCAUGGACUCUGUCGAGCAGCCGUUCAAAGACUGCCUAAAAGAUAAAGCUCGCGCGUAGUAUAUUAUUAUUAAUUAUAUUAUUAAUUAUUAAUUAUAUUAUUAUUAUUCAAUCAAGCGAAAACUUCGCUAUUGUAUAGAAAGGGCGCGUUUGGGGCCACUAUUUCAAGCGGCCCGAAGACUCUUUUUCGAGUGUCGGUGUCGGGUGCCGGUAUUCUACGGUAUUCUACGAAUAGUACGCGUUAUCGGGCGACACCAAGCAAUCUGUCCAAUUCGUAAUUCGGUAGUAUUUUCUCCAGUUAUAUAUAUAUAUACAUAAAGUAAAGAGGUAAUUAAUGUCACUUAGUGUACCCCUAUUCCUCCCACCGCCCCCAGAGCCUCUUCUUCCUUCCUCCAGUCGCAUCGUGUGUUUAUUCCGUCUUACAUCCCCGUCUAUUGUCGGACCUGAGUCGCACAUUUGGAGAUUGGAACGUAUCGUUGCAGUUACACCCGGGGCUGAUUCAAUCAGACAUCAUUGAUUUUGCAGUUAGGGCUGGACGGUCCGUCGAGAAUCGCAAGUUGUAAAGCGGAUGGGUCGCUUUUAGGGGUAAGUGGACUCACUGAUCUCGCGUAAGUGCAUGUGUAUCGCUCUUUAAAUUAACUUUUCACUUCGGUAUGGGUUAUAUAUGAUGGCGUUAAAGACCUGCAAAUCUUGUCGACUACCUACCUAUCGUACAACUAGGUAAUACUAAAAGUUAGUAUUAGCAAAAGUUUAUUAUUAUUCGUCAUUCACGCUCUAAUGCCUGGUCUUUUUAACUAUUUGCUUAAAAUGUUAAUUUGAAAUGUCAUAAAAAUUUUAUUGAUAGACUCGAGGCGUAUAUCUGUUCUCGGUAAUUUGAAUUCAAAUGUCAAUUAUUGUCAGUAUAUGAUUUAAACGAACUCGCAGCACAGUCCAUAUUUAUCGAAAUAUAUAUUAUUUAUAAUGACGAUUCUCGACUCAAGAAGGAAGGUCAAAAAUAGCAGAAUACCUUCUUUUGCUGUUCAAUUAUUUGCCUGUCGUGACAAAAUAAAGAGUGUGGUAAAUUUUGAAGUCAGUGUAGAAUAUGAGCGUAUCCGAGAAAUUAGAUAGUUACGUCCACAAUGUCGUACUAAUCGCCUACCAAGGAUCGCAAAUUAGUAUAAUUCUAUUAGUAUUGAUGAAAAGCGAUUUAUGUUAAAAAUAUACAUAGUAGCCAGUCUAGUGGUCGAUUGUAGGCCGUUCUAGGCUGAGUUUGGGAUUUUCGUGAAAAUUAUAAUAUUAUGCAGGGUCAACAUCGUACGUUCAGUAUUUUCAUCUCCGUGCGCGAGCGAAAUUCUUGCCGUGAAAGGAACAAAAGGUUGUGGUACUUAACGCUCUAAACUUUAUCGCUUGUUAACGAAUUAGUGUAAUUACAUUUCUUUUUUACGAUUAUAAUCGGUGACACGUGAUAAUGUGAAUACGGCUUUUUUGCUUACGUUGCUAAAAAAACCGGUGUCGAAAAUUUAUCGAAAUAAAUUUUCGUAUACACAGUGUUCAUAAAGUCUAUCCUCAUUUUUUAUAGGAAAAAAAAUUAGUUACAUAAUAAAAAUUUCUGUGUGAUAGCUAAAUUUUAAUUGUAAUAUAUGAAUAGCUAAGCAGCAUAAUUAAAUUUACUUAGUUGUUGACAUUUUUGCUAAAUGUCAUAAAAUUUAGCUAUAACAGAUAUUUUAAUGAAUUGUAAUUGAAUUGAGUAAUAUUAUAGAUGUCAUUGCAUGUCAAAAUAUUAAGUCCCAAAAUUUUAAGUAGAAAUUAAUUUGUAAGUAUACAUUUUUGAAAUUGUGCAAAUUUAUUUUAUUUUCUCUUUAUUUUGAAGUCAACUUUUGUCCCUAAUUUCGAGAAAUCUUUAUGCUUCAGAAACUUUUUUUAUAACACGAAUAAAAUAUUCCAUAAUCCUUUUAUUCAAUUCUCUGCGAUUUUUCAUUACGAUUAUUAAUUGAAAAUAAUCAAUAAUCAUUUUUUACAAUUUCGGAUCAUUUCUGAAGGGGAUAGGAAUGAGGAUAGAUAUUAUAGACAUCCUGUAUAAUACUUCAUUGCCAUUGGGUAUCCCAAGUAUUCGUUGACAGGAACUGGACGCGAUAUUGAUUAUAUUUCAUGCUUUUGACUAGAUUUAAAAAUAUCUGAGAAGAAAGUAUUUUUUGUUGAUCAAUAGUCGAUCAAUAGUUAAUCAAUUAUCAGUAAUUCUAAGUAAUCACUGAUAAUUGUUAUUAUAUAUAUUUUUGCGUUCAGUAAAUGUCACAUGUAUUGAUCUCUGUAAAUAUAUCCAAUGGAUAUGUCAUCUCUGGCAGACGUCUUCCGGUCGUUUUACAUCUUUUGCAGGGUUGGGAAUUACUUUUUAAUGAUAACUUAUUACCGUUAUUGUUAUUUAAAAAAUUAUUGUACGCAACUUUUUUCGUUACUUUUCACUAAAAUAAGAUUAAGUUAAACGUAACAUUUUGCUAAUGUUUUUUCUUAAAAUAUUAUUGAAAAUAAUAUUAUUUUGUAUCUUAAAUUCCUAAGACAACAAAAAAUUUAAGAAGAAAUAUUAACAAUAAUUAAAAAUAUAAAUUUAAAAAUAUUGAUUUUUAUUAAAAAUAUAAAUACAGCAAAUUACUUUUUUUGAACCUUCAAUUUUGUGUUACAUAGUUUUAACAUCAAAAUUAUUUUUAAAAUGUGGUUUGCAAUAUAAUUGGUUUAUGACAUCUUGAAACUAUAUUUAAGAUAGUUUUAAACACAACUGUGAAUACCAGCAGGAGACUGAAGAUUGAACAUAUACAACUGAAAUUGUCACCAAUAUAUUCAAAACGUGAAAAGUAACAAUAAAAGUAUUAAAUUUGUUAUCAUUACUAAAACAAAAAAAGUACAACUGCGUUAAGAUUACAAUUACUAGAAAAAGAAAAAUAACGUUUUUAUCAAUCACCAUCGUUUUACUUAAAAAAAUGUAAUUGUAACGUUAAUGACUUUGUUACAAGUAACGCGUUACUUCCCAACUCUGAUCUUUUGUUUAAAAUCCGUGCUCAUGUCUUUCACGACGAGAAGCGAACGUAGUGAGAGAAAAUCGAUCUCGUAUGAAGUCCUAAGCGCGAUCGGAAUACAAUUUUGAACAGAAUAUCAGCGAGUAAGUAAUCUAAUCAGAUGUUAACUGAAAAAAAGCUAUCCCACUGGAUCUCUAUUCUAAGGUGCAACAUUAUCUAAAUUACGAAGGGUUACUGAGUUCGUGUGAAUGGCUACAAUAUAUUAUAUACGUGUAUUUUGUGUAUGUGUAUACACAAUAUGAAUGCGUGUAUCGGACGGGCAUGUGUGUAUGUGUGUAUGUUUGUGUGUGUGUGUGUGUGUGUGUAUAUAUAUACAUAUAUGUGUACGUGUAGGUAUAUUCGCGUACGUAUAUGUAUGUAUGUUUCUGUAAGCAAGGGGUGUAUUUCUUUCAUGUGUGAUGUACGAACGUGUCACACGGCUGUGGAUACGAAUGUAUGUUUUGUGGUACAAAAUAAAAAGUAGGCACGCGCUUUGCACUGGAAAAAUCGAUAGGGAGAGAGAGCGAGACAGAGAGAGAGAGAGAGAAGAAACGAGAGUGAGAGCGAGAGGGGAAAGAAGGAGAUAGAGAGGUGAUUGAAAAAUCGAGAGCGAGAAGGAGAAGAUGAGAGAAACGAAAAUAGGAUAACCGCGAAUUGAAAAUUCUAUAAGCAUAUAAGAUAGCCGUGAACGCGAUGGUAAAAAGACAAACGCGGUUAGAGUCGAGAAAUAAAGGCAACGCGAGACGAUGAAACGUGGCUCGUAUAGAGUGAAUUUGAACUCGUGAGAGACUGAGUUCCGGACAACUGUAUAGUUCUGCCACGGUACUGUAACAGUUAAUGUAACGACGAUAAUAUAAUACAAUAUAAAUGAUAACAAAAUAAAUAAUUUCAAGUGGAAACGAUUAAAUGUGGAAAAUUUCGAUCGGACGGUAGCGAUCCUGUUGCGUUUACCGUGCUGUCCGAAGCUUUGCUGCAAGUUGAUUGUAAUUAGUUAUUAAAUAUACCACUGAUGAUGUUUAUUAUGACUAUUAAAAAAAUUCUUAAGAUUAUUAUAUUAUAUUAUUAUUAAUAUUAUUAUCAUUAUUAUUGUGAGCGUCACGUUAAUAUUAUGUUAUUGUUUUUAUUGUGUGUUGUUUUGUAUGUACCUAUCAGAAGAGCCUAUAAUAAUAAUAACAUUAUUACAAUAAUCUAUACACACGCGCACACAAACACAGUAAAGGAACGGGGAAAGGAAGUAAAUACACAUUAUUAUCUUUGUCCGUUCUAAAUACUGACUUGAUUUUCCGAUACCUAUAAAUGUAUGGUGCCCGAUCUUAAGAGAAAUUUACAAUCUCUUAACAUACAAAUAGAAAUUUUAUGUUUUUUAAUUCGUGAAAGAUUUUAUAAUGCUUAAAGAUUGUACUAAUUCUGAUCGAUAGUCUGGAAACUUCGGGAAAUGAAUAAUCUAAAACUGAAGUUAUAUAUUAUGUGGUUGGGGUGCUGAAAAAAAAGAGGAAUAUUUGAGAAGUAGCACCUUUUUAUUUAAAAAAAAAUUGUUUUAUAUAAGAAUGUUUUUAAAUAUUUUGUGACUUAAUUGCUAAAAUAUUUUUCUGUUAUUUUUAUAUAUGUGACGACAAAGCUAUAACGCACCAAGUUAUUACACACAUGAAUAAAUGUAAAAAUCACAUUUGUAUCAUUUAUGUUGUCCAUUGUUCACACAGUAAAAAAUUGUUAGAUCAUUUUUCUUUUGAUUUGCCACGUCACACUGUAUAUUAUCAUGCGCUGUAUUUGUAAAUUAUAAGCGUAAAUAUUACUUGUUUAAUGUUCCGUUUAAAAAUCUCCAUCCUUAUAUCACGUAUGACAAAAACAUAUAACAAAGUAUUACAAAUAAAUCGUCAUGUUUUUUUAUCAAA